GUAUUGGCCGCAUUGUCCUUCGCAUUGCUCUCAAGAACAAGGACGUUCAGGUCGUUUCCGUGAACGAUCCUUUCAUUCCUUUGGACUACAUGGUCUACAUGCUCAAGUACGACUCCACCCACGGUCGUUUCGAUGGUACCGUUGAAGCCAAGGGCGGCAAGCUUGUCGUGAAUGGCAAGCCCAUCUCUGUUCACACUGAACGUGACCCCACCAACAUCCCUUGGUCCCAGGAUGGUGCCGAGUACAUCAUUGAAUCCACUGGCGUUUUCACCACCAAGGAAAAGGCUGAGGCUCACUUGAAGGGUGGCGCCAAGAAGGUUAUCAUCACCGCUCCUUCCGCUGAUGCCCCCAUGUUCGUCUGCGGUGUCAACUUGGAUGCUUACAAGUCCGAAUACAAGAUCAUCUCGAACGCUUCCUGCACAACCAAUUGUUUGGCUCCUCUUGCCAAGGUUCUCGAUGACAAGUUUACCAUCGUUGAAGGUUUGAUGACUACUGUUCACGCUACCACUGCCACUCAGAAGACCGUCGAUGGUCCUUCCGGCAAGGACUGGCGUGCUGGUCGUGGUGCUGGUGCCAACAUCAUCCCAGCUACCACUGGUGCUGCCAAGGCUGUCGGCAAGGUCAUUCCUCACUUGAAUGGCAAGUUGACCGGUAUGUCCUUCCGUGUUCCCAACCCCGAUGUUUCCGUCGUCGAUUUGACUGCCCGUAUCGAGAAGGGUGCUUCCUAUGAUGACAUCAAGGCCGCUAUGAAGGCUGCUUCCGAGGGUGAAAUGAAGGGUAUCCUUGGUUACACUGAAGAUGAAGUCGUCUCCACCGAUUUCCUUGGCGACUGCCACUCUUCCAUCUUUGAUGCCAAGGCUGGUAUUUCGCUCAACCCCAACUUUGUCAAGUUGAUCUCUUGGUAUGAUAACGAAUAUGGUUAUUCUUGCCGUGUCGUCGACUUGCUCGUCCAUGCCGCAAAGGUCGAUGGUGCUAUGUAAAAAGUAAAAAAUAAGAACACCAUAUGAUGUAUAUAUGACUUCACAUCGAGUCGAAAAUAAAGUGCUGUAUA
Molecule: messenger RNA, 1051 nt
Organism: Radiomyces spectabilis
Lineage: Eukaryota; Fungi; Mucoromycota; Mucoromycetes; Mucorales; Radiomycetaceae
Product: glyceraldehyde-3-phosphate dehydrogenase
Exons: 2
Coding region: 90-980 (296 amino acids)
Biological process (GO): glucose metabolic process
Molecular function (GO): NAD binding; oxidoreductase activity, acting on the aldehyde or oxo group of donors, NAD or NADP as acceptor; NADP binding
Source: RefSeq, a predicted model, not a curated record